Messenger RNA from Notolabrus celidotus (New Zealand spotty), 5359 nucleotides. RefSeq names its product NLR family CARD domain-containing protein 3-like. The transcript is spliced from 11 exons. The coding region runs from base 1149 to 4319 and encodes 1056 amino acids. Gene Ontology annotation, molecular function: protein binding. Lineage: Eukaryota; Metazoa; Chordata; Actinopteri; Labriformes; Labridae. The record is from RefSeq and is a predicted model, not a curated record.
GGCUUCCUCUCAUCAGGGAACAUUCAGCUGAACCAAACUAACGACUGUCUCUGCCUCUCCUGACAUUAAACAGGUUAGCAGUGUGUGUAACUGUAAUAGGAAGCAUUUUAAGGACGUUAAACACCUUUUUAAUAUUAUGUUGACAAGUUAAAUGUCAAAAAACGGUCACUUUGUUCAGCCGUUGAGCUAAAGUUUGCAGCUAACGGCUGCUGAGUUUUGCUAGCUUAACAGCGAAGCUAACAACGUACUGUUGUGUUAUUAUUUUGCAACGUUUAUGUGAAAUCUGUUUUUUAAGCUUGCAGCUCAAUGCUGAAAUAAACCAACAGGUUUACAACACUGAUAAGUUACAGGUGAAAUGCAUUUUGCAGUUGAGCAGCAGUAACUGAAUGUGUGAUAAUCCCUGUUAUAGUCUUCACCUGGACAAGCAGGGCGCUAAUCCAAGAGGACCAGUACAUUCUCUGAUCUCAUAAUAUGGUAAAUGGUAAAUGGACUUGUACUUAUAUAGCGCUUUUCUAGUCUUUCUGGCCUCAAAGCGCUUUUACACUACUCGUCACAUUCACCCAUUCACACCCAUUCACUCACUGAUGGUAGAGGCUGCUACAGUAAGGAACCAUCAGUGUUAGCUAAUUUCAAUCGUCCACAUUCACACACCUCUGAAUAACAGAGGGAGCAGUUCGGGGUUCAGUGUCUUGCUCAAGGACACUUUACUUCAUGUGACUGCCGAAGCUGGGAUCGAACCGCCAACCUUCCGAUUGAUAGACGACCGACUCUACCCAGCAUCUACCCGUUGAGGUGAUGUAACAUCACGUGAACAACAUAAACAUGUUAACAUCAUGUGAACAGCAUAAACAUGUAGCAUCUGCCCGCUGAGCUGAAUUUCUUGUUGGAUAACUGCAAUCACCUCCUGCAGAUCAGUGUGCUGCUUUCUUCUGAACAGCCCCAAUAUACAGCGAUGUCUUUUCAAAGUCCGGAUGCUUAUAAUUUCUAGAAUUUCCCAAUUUCGUUUUUUGUAGAUAAGCAGUUUUGGAGUUUUUCGAGUAUUAUUGUCAUUAGUUUCAUUUUAGGAUUUGUGUGAUAACACUGAUCAUGUGAUCCAGCCGCUUCAGCUCAGGGAGGAAACAGAAGCCUGACUGACUUCAGACCAGAACAUGAGUGUUCGUUUAGAGGAAGAGGAGGACAGAGCAGAGUCUCCUGGACCCAGCUGUGUGGCUCUGAAGAGUGACCGGUCCAAGGAUUUAGCUCUUCACUUGAAUAAUGAUCCUGGACCCUCAGACUCACAAUUUCAGUCCAGAAGAGGGAGAGCAGAAUCUCCUGGACCCAGCUCUCUGUCUCUGAAGAGUGACCGGUCCAAAGAUGAACCUCCAAAAUUCAGUAAUGAACCUGGACCCUCAGACUCACAACUUCAGUCCAGCAGAGGGAGAGCAGAGUGUCCUGGACCCAGCUGUCUGUCACUGAAGAGUGACCGAUCCAAAGAUGAACCUCCAAAAUUCAGUAAUGACCCUGGACCCUCAGACACACAGGGGAGGAAGAGGAGUCCUGUCUCUGUGGAGGAGCAGCCGUCCUGCUGUGCUGUGUGUCAGGACGUCCUGAAGGAUCCGGUCUCUACCAGCUGUGGACACUGGUUCUGCAGACAGUGCCUCACCUCAUACUGGGACCAGUCCGGUUCACCAGGAGACUCCUACUUCCCCCGGUAUGGAAACGGAUCCAGAUCUGGACCUGGACCUGAUACAGCCAGUCAGACCAGCCCUGCACAAAAGCCUGGUGGUCUGCAGGAGGUUUUAAAGGAACACAAGAUCAGUCUGAGGAGGAGAUGUGAACAUGUGACUGAAGGAAGUGAUGAAACAGGAAGUAGAACCCUCCUCAACAGGAUCUACACUGAGCUCUACAUCACAGAGGGACAGAGUGAAGAGGUGAAUACCCAACAUGAGGUGAGCCAACUGGAGACCGCCACCAAGAAGAAGAUCCUCCAGGACACUCCCAUCAGGUGCCAGGACAUCUUCAGAGCCUUACCUGGUCAACAGAAACCCAUCAGAGUGGUUCUGACAGUCGGCGUCGCUGGUGUUGGAAAAACCUUCUCAGUGCAGAAGUUCACUCUGGACUGGGCAGAGGGCUCGGAGAACCAAGACCUCAGUCUGGUGGUUCUGCUUUCAUUCAGGGAGCUGAACCUGAUCAGAGAUAAGCGGUACAGUCUCCUCCAGCUGCUCCAUGAUUUCCAUCCAACAUUACAGAAGGUCCCAGCAGAGACGCUGGCUGUCUGUAAACUGGUUUUCAUCUUAGACGGCCUGGACGAAAGCAGACUGUCUCUGGAUUUCAACAACACUCAGGUUGUGUCUGACGUCACACAGAGCUCAUCCAUAAACCUGCUGUUAACAAACCUCAUCCAGGGGAAUCUGCUCCCCUCAGCUCUGGUCUGGAUCACUUCUCGACCCGCAGCAGCCAAUCAGAUCCCUCCUUCACGCAUUGACAGGGUAACAGAAGUCCGAGGCUUCACUGACGCCCAGAAGGAGGAGUACUUCAGGAGGAGGUUCAGUGAUGAAGAUCUGUCCAGCAGAAUCAUCUCGCACAUCAAGACCUCCAGGAGCCUCCACAUCAUGUGCCAGAUCCCGGUCUUCUGCUGGAUCACUGCUACAGUUCUGGAGCACAUGAUGAGCACAGAGCAGAGAGGAGAGCUGCCCAAGACCCUGACUGACAUGUACGCACACUUCCUGCUGGUCCAGACCAAGAGGAACAGGAAUAAGUACGCUGAGGGUCCUGAGACCAGUCCUCAGGAGCUGAUGGAGGCUGACAGGGAAGUUCUCCUGAAGCUGGGCAGGCUGGCGUUUGAACAUCUGGAGGAAGGAAACAUCAUGUUCUACCAAGAAGACCUGGAGCGCUGUGGUCUGGAUGUCACAGAGGCCUCGGUGUACUCAGGACUCUGUACAGAGAUCUUCAAAAGGGAGUAUGUGAUUUCCCAGAAAACAGUCUACUGCUUUGUUCAUCUGAGCGUUCAGGAGUUUCUGGCUGCAGUCUACAUGAUCCACUGUUCCACAACCAGGAACACAGCGGCACUGAAGCCUUUUUUAAAUGGACAAGACAGUGAACAUAAUCCCACAAUCUGGAUCAUAACAUUAUUGCAGGCUUUGCUGUGGAACAAACUCAAAGUUUCAACUCUGGAAGACCUACUAAAAGAGGCAAUGCUAAAAUCUCUAAGCAGUAAAAAUGGCCACCUGGACCUGUUUGUCCGCUUCCUUCAUGGACUCUCUCUGGAGUCAAACCAGAGACUCUUAGGGGGCCUGCUGGGUCACACAGACAACAGUCCAGAGAUGAUCCAAAGAGUCAUCAACAACCUGAAGAAGAUGAACAGUGAUGAGAUCUCUCCUGACAGAAGCAUCAACAUCUUCCACUGUCUGAUGGAGAUGAAGGACCUCUCAGUCCAUCAGGAGAUCCAAGCGUUCUUGAAGUCAGAGAACAGAUCAGAGAAGGAACUCUCUAUGAUCCAGUGUUCUGCUCUGGCCCACAUGCUGCAGAUGUCAGAGGAGGUUCUAGAUGAGCUAAAUCUGGAGAAGUACAACACAUCAAGGGAGGGACGACAGAGACUGAUUCCAGCUGCGAGGAACUGCAGGAAGGCGAACCUUUCAGACUGUGAGCUCUCAGAGACUCAUUGUGAAGUUGUGGCCUCUGCUCUGAAGUCCAACCCCUCCCAUCUGAGAGAGCUGGACUUGAGUGGAAACAAAGAGCUGCUGGAUUCAGGAGUGGAACUUCUGUCAGCUGGACUGAAGAGUCCUCACUGCAGACUGGAGACUCUGAGAUUUAAUGUCUGCAGGUUGUCAGCGAUCAGCUGUGCUUCACUGGCCUCUGCUCUGAAGGCCAACCCCUCCCAUCUGAGAGAGCUGCAGCUGAUGGACACCAAGCUGCAGGAUUCAGGAGUGAAGCAUCUGUGUGGUUUUCUGGAGAGUCCACUCUGCAGACUGGAGACUCUGAGAUUGUCUUCCUGCAGUUUGUCAGAGAUCAGCUGUGCUUCUCUGGCCUCUGCUCUGAAGUCCAACCCCUCCCAUCUGAGAGAGCUGGACCUGAACUUCAACAAGCUGCAGGAUUCAGGAGUGGAGCUGCUGUGUGGUUUUCUGGAGAGUCCAGACUGCACACUGGAGACUCUGAGAUUGAGUUGGUGCAGUUUGUCAGAGAUCAGCUGUGCUUCUCUGGCCUCUGCUCUGAAGUCCAACCCCUCCCAUCUGAGAGAGCUGGAGCUGAGUGGAAACUACCUGCAGGACCUAGGAGAGAUGCUGCUGACUGAACUUGUGGAGAGUCCCCUCUACAGACUGGAAACUCUGAGAUGGUGGUGAUCUGUCAGAUUAGUGAUGAUCCAGAGGUUGAUGCAGCAGCAGCCUGCAUGUGGAGAGACUCUGACUCUGACGUGUUACUGGGAGGAGGAGGAAGAGGAGAGCUUCAUCCAGCAGUGACUGACUGAAUCACUGCAGGUGGACAGUGGCGGUUCUAGACCAAUUAAACUGGGGGGGCCAGGCUGGGGCCAAAGGUGUUGUCAGAGGGACACAUUCAACCCUGACAAAAGAGACUGAGAAGGGCAAGGACCGGCUGAGAACAAACUGGCAAAGCAUCAGUGCAUCCCUAUAUACUAGACAUAUAUACUACUGUGUACUAUAUCAAAAUGCAGACUGACAGCAGCUGUUUGGCUGUUCACACUCAACAUGAGUCCCUUAGUGCUCCAAGGGGCUGGAACCAAGUGCCACAUGCAUGUGUUCCGCCUGUAACAUCAGAGCGAUACAGAAGCUUUUUUUAUUGUAUAAUAUGUGUUUGGUGUGGAGGAGGGGGGGGACACGGGUGGGUCCAGGUUCAGUUCUACAGGGGCACUGGCCCCUGUUGGCCCCUCCCCAGAACCGCCACUGCAGGUGGAGGUGACUGUCAGUGCUGCAGUGUGAGCUCUGAGAUCAGCUCCAAUCGCGGCUUGUUACAGGUCGCUUCUAGUCUUGAACUGUUUUCUUUGAGAAGUGAAAGGCAGAUUCACAUGACUGUAUAGAUCGAGUAAAGACGAGUCACCCAUGCCUCAAACUCAUCUCUGUACGAGGAUCCAACAACUCCAAGUUAUUUAUGACAGGUUUGAAUUUCUACAACAUGAAACAUUCCUGAAGAGUAAAACAGUCAGCUUACUGAAAAUAGUCUUACAGGUGGAGUUAAGGUAUUGUAAAAUUAUACUCCUAACUGUGUUGAUGAAACAGCUCUGUUGUUUCUGGAGUCUACAUCAGAGGGUGGACUUUGUUCAGUCGUUUGUCUCCUUGACAUCCGGACAAACUCCCAUGACACCGUGAGAAGUUUGAUUAACUUUGAUACUGUUGUGCUUUUGAAAUAAAAGUGAAGUUAUUUAAUA